Molecule: messenger RNA, 1839 nt
Organism: Aegilops tauschii subsp. strangulata
Lineage: Eukaryota; Viridiplantae; Streptophyta; Magnoliopsida; Poales; Poaceae
Product: peroxisome biogenesis protein 3-2
Biological process (GO): protein import into peroxisome membrane
Cellular component (GO): peroxisomal membrane
Molecular function (GO): protein-macromolecule adaptor activity
Source: RefSeq, a predicted model, not a curated record
AUGAUUUCCCCCAGGCCCUUAUCCCCCACCGGUGACGUCACCGAUCGGAGUCGGACCCCCCGUCUCCGCCACCACGCGCAGAUCUCUCCUCCCACCCGCCGGCCGGCCGGCCGGCCGAACUCCUCCUCCCCGCAGCCGUCGCCGCCCUCCUCCUUUUCUCGCCCCAGCCACCGCGUGCCCGCCUGACCGCGAACCAGAGCGCCGCCGUCCCUCCCGCGCGGCAAGCGGCUAGGGUUUCGCCCGCGUCGCCUCCCACCUCCCGUCCCCGCCCAGGCCGCCAUGUUCCAGCUAGGCUCCGCCCCCGGGAAGGGCUUCUGGGCGCGGCACCGGUGGAAGAUGCUGCUCUCGCUGGGCGUCGCCGGCGCCGGCUACGCGGCCUACCGCUUCUACGACGCGCACCAGAAGCAGCUCGUCCGGGUGGAGCAGCGCGCCGAGGAGGAGCGCGCCGCCGACGAGAUCAUCAAGAAUCAGUUGGAAGCCCAUUUUGAGAAGGUGCAGAGGAUCUCGGAUACAACCACGCUGCCGUUUGCUAUGCACUACCUACGUUCGCGGGUAAUGGAGGAGCUGGAUAUUUCGCACCUGACCGAGAGGCUGCUGCAAGGGAAGGGCGAGCUGACGCCAGAGGACAAGUACGAGACCUGGGAGAAGAUCAAAAUUCUGAGUUUCACAAGGACAGUGUCUUCAAUGUGGGCCAUGACAUUGCUGAGCUUAUAUGUUAGAGUCCAGGUCACCAUAUUAGGCAGACAUCUCUACUUGGACUUUGCUCGUGGUACAGAUGGUGCUCAAUUGCAGGCGGAAUCUGAUACUUUUAGCGGCAAUGGACAUAAGGACUUUCUUGGAACUGCUGACUACCUUGCAACAUAUGGUAUCACUGCAUUGAUCAGGCAAAUGCAACAUGCUGCGACAGAAAUCUUGAAAGAGAAGCAACUGAAAGACCCUAUGAGCAUGGACCAAGUAUCACAAACGAUGUUACAGAUAUCGGAGCAGUUCAUGAGUCUGUGUGAAGGCAACUCAUGGAUAAAUUUCCUUGUACCUGAAAACGCCAAUCGGUAUGCACAAUUGAUGGCUGUGUCGAGCAGCGGCUUUGAUGACUCAUCUCUUCUAAUGGAUGUUGGAAAGCUUGACCAGCUAAUGACUGAGACACGCAUAGUGUUGGCAAGCGACGAUUUCAGAAAUAUCAUGGACAUGUCAUUGAGGAAGGUAGCUGAUUUGGUGAUAGAGGACUUGCGUGCACAGGUUGGAGCCGCGCUUCCACCAUCGGGACUGCCCUUGGCAAAGCUCUUGGCUAGAGUGGCUCAACUGAGCUCAAUGCUGCUCGAGGAACCAAGCAAGAACAAGCACAUCCAGACCAUCCGAAGCAUGCCUGAGGUGGGACUCUUCUACACAUUCCUCUACGCGAACAUGCCGCCACAAACAUGAGUUUUCAUUGAUGUGGAAAGGAGUAUGUUUCUUCCGAAUUUUUGGCCCGAAACCUCCAAAGGAUCUAGUGGUUUCUUUGUAUGAAAACUCGAUCAUUCUGGAUUCUGGAAAGUGAUACCGGUGGAGAAUGUUCGUUCGUGAAAAAUAUACGUGUGGAGAGGAGGCUGAGUUUGUGUCCUGUAUAUGCUGAAGAUAUGCUCUUGUUAUGUUUCAGGAAACAAGAGUCUUUUCCCUUUUUACUUUGGUCUUCGUUAAAUACUUGUUCUUUCUUUAUCUAGUUAGAAUUCGACAGGCAGUUUCUGCCAUCUCGUUUACAUAUUUUGGUAGCAUGUGUGAUGGAAUUUGUGUACCUCAUGAAUGUUCAACUCUACAAAUUGAUUCAUGCCAUUCCACCAUUUGUUUAUGGUCCCAAUUCAUAAA